GAACAGUGUGAAAUGAUCCCAGGUUCUAUGUCACUGCCGGUGUUAGAGAAGAAAGGGGACAUCACCUUGGGGGGGCUUUUCUCUCUGCAUGACAUGGUGAUUGAACCCAGUCUGUCCUUCACCUUGACACCACCACCCACUCAAUGCACCAGGUUUAACUUUCGAACAUUUCGCUGGAUGCAGACUAUGAUCUUUGCCAUUGAGGAGAUCAACAGAGAAGGCAAACUCCUUCCUAAUAUCACACUGGGUUAUAAGAUUUAUGAUUCAUGCAGUACGCCUCACCAGGCACUGAAGGCUGCGAUGGAGCUAAUGGGGAGUAAGGGGGAUCCAGGGACUGGAGGAGACGUGCAGGACGAGGGCAUCUGUCACGGGGCUGUACCGGUCGUGAUUGGAGAUGGAGGUUCGACUCAGUCUCUGGUAGUGGCUCGUUUCCUCGGGGUCUUCUAUGUUCCCCAGGUUAGUUAUUUUUCCAGCUGUGCGUGUCUGAGUGACAAAAAAGAGUUUCCUGGAUUCUUAAGGACUAUGCCCAGUGACUUUUUCCAGGUGGAUGCACUAGUUCAACUUGUAAAGCAUUUUGGCUGGACUUGGGUGGGUGUAAUUGCAGGAGAUGAUGCUUAUGGCCGUGGUGGUGCAAACAUUUUUGCUGAUAAAGUGAGAACGUUAGGAGCUUGUGUUGCUCUUCAUGAGAUCAUCCCUAAGAAUGGUGCACAAACAGCAAUUAAAACCAUUAUUUCCAAGAUCAGGUCAUCCAAAGCACGAGUGAUUCUGGUGUUUGCUGUGGAGCAAGAUGCAGAAACUUUAUUUGAUGGUGUACUCAGGCAUGGGCUCAUGGGGAUACAGUGGCUUGCCAGUGAAGCCUGGAGCACAGCCGCCGUCCUCUCCACCCCUAAAAAGUACCACCGCAUCCUCCAGGGUUCUAUGGGAUUCGCCAUAAGGAGAGCACACAUCCCUGGGCUGCAAAACUUCCUACUUCGCCUACACCCCAGUUACCCAGACGCUCAUAAAGACCCCUUCCUGACACCUUUCUGGGAAGAAGUGUUUCAGUGCAGUCUGGGUGUGCAGGUUGAGGGUCAGGAACAGAGAAAAGCUCCAUGUUCUGGGGAAGAGGAACUGGGAAGUGUGAAGAAUAUCUACUCAGAUGUGUCACAGCUAAGGAUUUCGUAUAAUGUGUAUAAGGCGGUGUACGCUAUUGCUCAUGCACUAAAGGCUAUGAGAAACUGUGAGAAAGGGAACGGGCCCUUUCCUCAGCAGGCAUGUCCAGAUGUAGACAGCAUACAGAAUUGGCAGCUGCUUCAUUACAUAAAACAGGUGGACUACUUAAACUCAUUUGGUGAUGAAAUCAAGUUUGAUGAGAAUGGGGACCCAGCAGCCAUGUACGACCUGGUUAACUGGCAGCUCAACUCAAAUGAGGAAGUGGAGUUUGUCACAAUUGGCAAGUUUGAUGAAAUAACAACAGCUGGGAAGCAAAAACUCCAGAUUCAGGCCAGAAAUAUUGUUUGGAACGGAAACCUGACCGAGGUCCCCUUGUCGGUUUGCAGCAGCAUUUGUCCACCAGGCACCCGGAAAGCAAUCAGACUUAACUUCCCUAUCUGCUGCCAUGAUUGUGUGGUCUGUACAGCUGGGGAGAUUAGCAAUCAGACUGAUGCCAUAGAAUGUGUGCGUUGCCUGCCAGAGUUCUGGUCCAGUGCUGACAGAACAGUGUGUAUCCCCAAAAAAGUGGAGUUCCUGUCCUUUAGUGACACCAUGGGCAUCACCCUCAUGGCUAUUUCCCUCUUUGGUUCCUUCUGUACCUGUGUGGUGGUCUUCAUAUUUACUUGGCACAGGAACACCCCCGUUGUUAGAGCGAAUAAUUCUGAUCUGAGUUUCCUGCUGCUCUUCUCUUUGACCCUGUGUUUCCUGUGUUCUCUGACCUUCAUCGGUCGGCCCUCUGAGUGGUCCUGCAUGCUGCGUCACACUGCAUUCGGCAUCACCUUCGUCCUCUGCAUUUCUUGUAUUCUGGGCAAGACCAUAGUGGUGUUAAUGGCUUUCAGAGCUACACUUCCAGGCAGUACAGUAAUGAAAUGGUUUGGGCCUGCACAGCAAAAAGCAAUCAUCGCCUCCUGUACACUAAUUCAGGUGAUUAUCUGCACAGUGUGGUUAGUUGUUGCUCCUCCCACACCCCGACAGCUGAUGCCACGUGAGAGCGCCAUCGUCAUCCUCCUAUGUGAGGAAGGUUCAGCCGUUGCAUUCGCUCUGGUCCUGGGCUACAUUGGUCUGCUGGCCUGCAUCUGCCUCCUCUUGGCCUUCCUGGCGAGAAAACUCCCUGACAACUUCAAUGAGGCCAGGCUCAUCACCUUCAGUAUGCUCAUUUUUUGUGCUGUGUGGGUGGCCUUUGUACCCGCCUACAUCAGCUCUCCUGGGAAAUACUCCACAGUUACAGAGGUGUUUGCCAUCCUGGCCUCCAGUUAUGGAUUACUGGGAUGCAUCUUUGCUCCAAAGUGCUACAUCAUUUUACUCAGACCAGAAAAGAACACAAGGAAACAUUUGAUGUCCAAACCCACUGAUAAAUUCUAA
Sphaeramia orbicularis (orbiculate cardinalfish) is the source of this 2553-nucleotide messenger RNA. Its product is annotated as extracellular calcium-sensing receptor-like. The transcript has 10 exons. Gene Ontology annotation, biological process: G protein-coupled receptor signaling pathway. The record is from RefSeq and is a predicted model, not a curated record. Gene Ontology annotation, cellular component: plasma membrane. Lineage: Eukaryota; Metazoa; Chordata; Actinopteri; Kurtiformes; Apogonidae. Bases 13 to 2553 code for a protein of 846 amino acids. Gene Ontology annotation, molecular function: G protein-coupled receptor activity.